GCUUGUGUGCUGGUUUGGUGCGGACCUGGUACCUCUUUUGUGAAGGGGCAAGUGAGGAGACCCCGGCGUUCGCCAUGGCCAAUGAAAAGCCCAAGGAAGGAGUCAAGACUGAGAACAACGACCAUAUUAAUCUGAAGGUGGCGGGUCAGGAUGGUUCGGUGGUGCAGUUUAAGAUUAAGAGGCAUAUACCACUUAGUAAACUAAUGAAAGCCUAUUGUGAACGACAGGGAUUGUCAAUGAGGCAGAUCAGAUUCCGAUUUGACGGGCAGCCAAUCAAUGAAACAGAUACACCUGCACAGUUGGAAAUGGAGGAUGAAGAUACAAUUGAUGUGUUCCAGCAGCAGACAGGAGGUGUCUACUGUCUUUUCCAGUUAUACUUAGAGGACCCUGACCCAUGGAAUACUGGUAACCUUGGAACUCCACACCUAUUUCAUUGUCCCACUUUUAUCAGUGGCUUCAACCAACCUUUUGUCUUCAGGCUUCUUCAGAUGAAAGUCAAGUGCAAGAUUUUAACAUUAGCAGGUAUCACAGAAAACAUGAGGUUUUCCCAUAGUAGAUAA
Molecule: messenger RNA, 560 nt
Organism: Erinaceus europaeus (western European hedgehog)
Lineage: Eukaryota; Metazoa; Chordata; Mammalia; Eulipotyphla; Erinaceidae
Product: small ubiquitin-related modifier 2-like
Exons: 2
Coding region: 75-560 (161 amino acids)
Biological process (GO): protein sumoylation
Cellular component (GO): nucleus
Molecular function (GO): ubiquitin-like protein ligase binding; protein tag activity
Source: RefSeq, a predicted model, not a curated record